GGGGUUCGAGCUGCGGGCGGGGAGUCCAAGUGGGCUCGCGGCGGACACCAGGUGUCACCUGGCUGUGGCGUCCGGCGCGGCGUGGGCGUCCGGGGGCGCGGCGUGGAGGAGCGCGCGGGAUGGGGCGUGGGCGCGGGGAGCGCCGGGCGGAGCCUUAACAAGUGGCCGGGCGGAGCCUUAACAAGUGGCCGGGCGGGCGGACGAGGCGGGCGAUGGCCUCGCGGCCGGGACGCGCACAGGGACCAUGCAGGGCAACGGCAGCGCGCUGCCCAACGCCUCGCAGCCCGUGCCCGGCGGGGACGGCGCGCGGCCGCAGCCCUCGUGGCUGGCGUCCGCCCUGGCCUGCGUCCUCAUCUUCACCAUCGUGGUGGACAUCCUGGGCAACCUCCUGGUCAUCCUGUCGGUGUAUCGGAACAAGAAGCUCAGGAACGCAGGAAACAUCUUUGUGGUGAGCUUAGCGGUGGCAGACCUGGUGGUGGCCAUUUAUCCGUACCCGUUGGUGCUGAUGUCGAUAUUUCACAACGGGUGGAAUCUGGGCUAUCUGCACUGCCAAGUCAGUGGGUUCCUGAUGGGCCUGAGCGUCAUCGGCUCCAUAUUCAACAUCACCGGCAUCGCCAUCAACCGCUACUGCUACAUCUGCCACAGUCUCAAGUACGACAAACUGUACAGCAGCAAGAACUCCCUCUGCUACGUGCUCCUCAUAUGGCUCCUGACGCUGGCGGCCGUCCUGCCCAACCUCCGUGCAGGGACUCUCCAGUACGACCCGAGGAUCUACUCGUGCACCUUCGCCCAGUCCGUCAGCUCCGCCUACACCAUCGCCGUGGUGGUUUUCCACUUCCUCGUCCCCAUGAUCAUAGUCAUCUUCUGUUACCUGAGAAUAUGGAUCCUGGUUCUCCAGGUCAGACAGAGGGUGAAACCUGACCGCAAACCCAAACUGAAACCACAGGACUUCAGGAAUUUUGUCACCAUGUUUGUGGUCUUUGUCCUUUUUGCCAUUUGCUGGGCUCCUCUGAACUUCAUUGGCCUGGCCGUGGCCUCUGACCCCGCCAGCAUGGUGCCUAGGAUCCCGGAGUGGCUGUUUGUGGCCAGUUACUACAUGGCGUAUUUCAACAGCUGCCUCAAUGCCAUUAUAUACGGGCUACUGAACCAAAAUUUCAGGAAGGAAUACAGGAGAAUUAUAGUCUCGCUCUGCACAGCCAGGAUGUUCUUUGUGGACAGCUCUAACGACGUGGCCGAUAGGGUUAAAUGCAAACCGUCUCCACUGAUGACCAACAAUAAUGUAGUAAAGGUGGACUCCGUUUAAAAAAGCACCACGUUCCGGGUGAGAUGCACGCGCUGCGCAAGGCCUCGCUCUUGACAGAUGUCUGGAAAAGCGGAGUGGUGGAGGAAACUUCCAACUUUUACCUGGCUGCUGCCAUAGUUUCUGAGCUAAUGUGCUGUCAGCGUUAUAAACCCCUCCAAUUCUGCUAGUCAAGAGAAGUACAGAAUGUAUGGAGAGUUACAUGUUAACUGAGGAAUGCGGUUCAGGGCUGGGGUGAGAGUAAGCUGCUGAAUGCAUUCAGGGGGAGGAGUGUGCAAACUUUUAUUGUAAAUGAGUGCCACAAAAGGGGUAAUUGCAUUCUUCUUCACUUUUUGAAGAUUUCUAGCAGAAAAAUGAAUAGAGAAUUUUAUUUAUAAAUGAGCAAAUGGAACAAUUUUUUUUUCGGUAAAUGGAACAAACAAUGAAAGUGGGGUGAGUGCCUCUUAUUACAGAGGGAAAGGCUGAACAUAAAUCAGUUAAUGGCUCAUCAACAAUCACAACCACAACCAACACCACAAACCUUUCAGUUGGCAGAGUUAGCAUUGGGUAGCUAUACUCAUGGUCAUAAAUGUUUGCUGCUCUAUAUUACAAGUUGUGCAUGCAACCAGAUAAAGAACUAAAUUAUAGGCUGGGCACAGUCGCUCACACCUGUAAUCUCAGCACUUUGGGAGGCUGAGGCCGGCAGAUCAACUGAGUUCAGGAGUUUGAGACCACCCUGGGCAACAUGAUGAAAUCCCAUCUCUAACAAAAUACAAAAAAUCAGCUGGGCAUGGUGGCACACGCCUGUAAUCCCAGCUACUCAGGAGAGUGAGUUAGGAGAAUCCCUUGAGCCCCAGAGGCAGAGGUUGUGGUGAGCCGAGAUCACGCCAGUACACUCCAACUUAGGCUACAGAAUGAGACUCUGCCUCAAAAAAAAAAAAAAAAACCAUUUGUCCCAGCCAUCCCCUUACUGGGUAUAUACCCAAAGGAUUAUAAAUCAUGCUGCUAUAAAGACACAUGCAAACAUAUGUUUAUUGUGGCACUAUUCACAAUAGCAAAGAGUUGGAACCAAUCCAAAUGUCCAACAAUGAUAGACUGGAUUAAGAAACGGUGGCACAUAUACACCAUGGAAUACUAUGCAGUCAUAAAAAAUGAUGAGUUCUUGUCCUUUGUAGGGACAUGGAUGAAACUGGAAACCAUCAUUCUCAGCAAACUAUUCCGAGGACAAAAAACCAAACACUGCAUGUUCUCACUCAUAGGUGGGAAUUGAACAAUGAGAACACAUGGACACAGGAAGGGAAACAUCACACUCCGGGGACUGUUGUGGGGUGGGGGGAGGGGGGAGGGAUAGCAUUAGGAGAUAUAGCUAAUGCUAAAUGACGAGUUAAUGGGUGCAGCACACCAACAUGGCACAUGUAUACAUGUGUAACAAACCUGCACAUUGUGCACAUGUACCCUACAACUUAAAGUACAAUAAUAAUAAUAAUAAAAAGAACUAAAUUAUAUUACAGAGCUCUUAUUCAGGUGUCAAUUACCCUGGGAUUUUAAAGCAGCAGUUAUGUAUAAAAUUUUAUUUAACUUUAUUAGACAUUGGGCUUGUUAUUAUUGUGUCACUGAGCAGCUCUUUUGAAUUGAUCUCUGUUAAUUCAUUAAUUUGUCGAAUGAGCUCAGUUAAAAAUGACAAAGGAUCAAGUUGCUGUAGACUGUUUGAUACGGUGCUGACUGUGUUCUAGAUGGACACUUCAGUUGUGCAAGUAAAUAACUGAAACCAGAUAGCUUUUCUAUUAUAGAUACUGCAAAACAAUAUUCUUCAGUAAUUCAUUUUAGAAUUUCACUGCCCUAAUAGUACUGAAAGUCUGAGAGAGAAAAAAUGCAUCACAAAACUAUGGUUUCAUAAACUUUGGCAGCAGUUUACCCCAAAUUGUUAUUUGAGACUACUGUGAGAUAUGUCGUAUCAAGUGUUUUGCUACAGAUGAUAACCAUGUUUUCUUGUAUUUUAAAAGUCUGUAGCAAAGUGUCACAUACUAGAAUAAAUUGCUGAUUUGCAACUAUAUAUGUAAGACAAAAAGUUAUCUGGAUAUAUUUGCUAAUGAUUCUUUUCAUUAAGCAUAUUUGGAAAACACCAAAUUAUGUUUGUCAUUGUUGGUGUAUGUGUGUGUGUGUAAAUUGUCUCCAAAACUUUACCCAAGUCAUUUAUGUGUAAAAGUUCUGAGUUCUUAUCAAAAUCACAUUUAAAUAUUAAAGAUAAUAUUUAGGCCAGUGUUCCAAAUUUCAGAUAACCGAAAAUUAAAAAAUCAACCAUGCUCAACUGAGCGCUUUUUGCAGUUUAUUUUACACUCUUUUCUUGAUGCUUGGUAUGAAUUACUAUGUUGCUAAGUGUACACAGUAUGAUUCCUUUGUUCUUUAUGGAAUUUUAUGUCUUUAUUUCUGUAUUGUACUAUAUUUGAAUUGUAUGUCAGCAAACAUAGUGAAUAGAAAACUAUGCCCUUUAAAAAAUUGCCAAGAGUAGCUCACCUGAAAAUCAAGUAUGUAACUUUCAAAUAUUGAAAUGAUUUUCCACUACCAUCAGAUAGUUAGAAUAUUGCCAAUGAAACAGCUACUCAUAAAGAUCAAAGUAAAAUACCCAGGUUUCCCCUACUAGAAUCCCCAUGUAGAAGUCUCAUAAUCAUUCGAGGUGUUUUCUCCGGUUCCUCACUGUGAUAUCAAUAAGUAGAGCAUCCUUAUCUCUGUGUUUUUUUCCUCUUGAAAAACUCAGAUAUGUAAUCAGUUGUGCUUGAUAUUUUCAGUGUACAAACUAUUUUGUAGUCUGUUUGGAAGAUUAACUCUUUCAAGACCAUUAGAUUAGGACUUACCAAAUGACUGUUGCAUAGUACUAAUGGGCACCUGGGUAGUAUCGUGUAGCAUCACUGGACACGUGCUCCUUAUUCAAGGAAGCAGACUUUUUCUUUUUUUUUUUGAAACAGAGUCUUGCUCUGUCACCAGGCUGGACUGCAGUGGCACAAUCUUGGCUGACUGCAAUCUCUGCCUUCUGGGUUCAAGCAAUUCUCCUGCCUCAGCCUCCUGAGUAGCUGGGACUACAGGUGUGUGCCACCAUGCCCAGCUAAAUUUUUUUUGUAUUUUUAGUAGAGAUGGUGUUUUACCAUGCUGGCCAGGAUGGUCUCGAUCUCUUGACUUCGUGAUCUGUCCACCUCGGCCUCCCAAAGUGCUGAGAUUACAGGCAUGAGCCACUGCGCCGGCCAGGAAGCAGACUUUUUCAUGAAAUCUGCUAAGCUGUGUUAAUGAGCUAUCAACCUGUAUUGAGGUAAGUAUCUGCAGUCUAUCAGAAUCACUUGUUUCCAGUGUAAAGAAUCUUUGCCAGUCUCUCCUCUGCCUACGGGAGUACUAGUGGUGAUGUGAGGGUUGACAUAAAAGAGAGAACGAUAUUUUCUGUGGCAUAUUUGCAAAUUCGAGGAUUAUUUGCAUGUGUCUAUAGCUGGGAUUUCACUGUCUAGGCUGGAGGCUUUGUGAGGCCAAAAAUAGUACCUGUGUUAUAACAGGGAAAAAUGCCCCUUUUCAAAAGCACUCAGUGGGAUCUGAGACUCUGGUUAGGCAAAGUCUAUACAAGGCCAUUUGACGUGGAAUAAGGAUCAGCAUCUAUCAUUGUCUUUUCUUCUAUCAGUUACUGGAAUGCUGUGCAAUUAUAAGCAUUCCAUAAUUUAAGUACCUACACUACCAUCCAGUUGGAUUGCAUAGACAGAAACAUUUGACUAUUCUAAUUUACAUAAAUUAUUUGAAUAUUAUCACUGCAGAGCUUGCUUCAGUUGUAUUCUCCUAUGGAAAAUCUAAACCAUGUAGGAUUAUCUUUUUUGCCUUUAGUGAAUGUAACUUUUAAACAUAUAUUGUUGUAUUUUUCUUAUACCUGUUGGAACAGAUAAGUUUGGGACAUACUCCAUAUACUAUAUUCUGUAAGCUUCAUAGUCUUAUAAAAUAUGGUUUUUCCAUCAUUCUCAGCAAACUAUCGCAAGGACAAAAAACCAAACACCGCAUGUUCUCACUCAUAGGUGGGAAUUGAACAAUGAGAACACAUGGACACAGGAAGGGGAACAUCACACACCAGGGCCUGUUGUGGGGUGGGGGGAGGGGGGAGGGAUAGCAUUAGGAGAGAUACCUAAUGUUAAAUGACGAGUAAAUGGGUGCAGCACACCAACACGUAUACGUAUGUAACAAACCUGCACGUUGUGCACAUGUACCCUAGAACUUAAAGUACAAUAAAAAAUAAAUAAAAUAAAAUAUGGUUUUUCUUUGUUUAAAACUAAAGAGUUAAUAGAUACUAUAGAUUGGGGAAAGGAAUAACUUCAGUUUGCUCUAUUGUAUGUCUCAUUACCAGAUGUGUGUAUGUGUAAAUCAUUGACAUGCAUAAGCAGUCACAUAUUUUUCUGACAAAGCAGCAGAGCAACUUGAUUUUAAAUAUUCUGGGAGGCGAUUUGACUGGAUAAUCAGUCUUAGAUAUUAAAUCCAUAAUUGCUUAGUGAUUAAACACAUUCAACAUGAAUGUUAGGUAAUGAAUUUUGAUCAUUUUUUGGACUACCUCUGAUUCAUCACCAAAUAUUUCACUGUGAAUAAGCAAACACAUUUGGAAUAUGUUUUUAAGUCAUCUUAAAGGACUGAAUUAUUAUAUUGGAGAAUUACGUGAGCAUAAUCUAUAAGCAGCUUUUUCUUUUGAAAACAUAAUUUUCAAAAUUUCUUGUUCCAUUCUUCCUUUUACUUUUUUCUACUUUUAUGCUUGAAAAUAAAGCAUCUCUUUUUAAAAAAGUUAUUGUGUACAGUAUAAAAAUGCUCUAGGCUGGGUGCAGUGGCUCACGCCUGUAAUACCAGCACUUUGGGAGGUCAAGGCAGGCAGAUCACCUGAGGUCGGGAGUUUGAGACUAGCUUGACCAACAUGGAGAAACCCCGUCUCUACUAAAAAUACAAAAAUUAGCUGAGAGUGGUGUCAGGCACAUGUAAUCCCAGCUACUCAGGAGGCUGAGGCAGGAGAAUCGCUUGAACCCAGGAGGUGGAGGUUGCCGUGAGCCGAGAUCGAACCACUACACUCCAGCCUGGGCAACAAGAGCGAAACUCCGUCUCAAAAAAAAAAAAAAAAAAAGUGCUCUAAUCUUUGCAAUGGUAGCACCCACUUUGCUAUGUUGAUUACAAGUUUUUGGAAAUCUCCAGAACUUGUAGGGGGAGAAUUUAGGGAAUAAAUGAAAGUGAUUUUAGUUGUGUCCAAUAUUUAUGUUGCUGAUAAGCGUGUACUUAUUUUUCCAAAGGUCUUUUAGAAGACCAAAGAUUGAAUGUAAACUAAAUUUGUAAAAUACAGACAAAGGCCAAAAGGUAGAGAUAUCUAACCAAAGUCUUAGUAUCCACAUAAUGUAAUGAUCAUUGACAAGGUAAACGUUUAGUAAGACACUAAAUGAGUACCAAGAGACUGUUGUGGCGGUUGCAGUGUCUAGAGGGUUGCGAUGGAAGCUCUUGUGCUGUCAACUUAAUGCCUGUUGGGGCAUCACUAACUGGGGUCACCUCACGCUUGUCUACCCCCAGAAGAACAAUGGAGUCGAGUGUGCGGCCACCUUGUUUGAAAGUGUAAAGGAAAAUUUAAAUUGAUGGGACCACAAUCAUAAAAAACAUAUAAAGUUAAUGAUUUUAGAAUCAUGACCCCUAAUCAUAUAUAUUAUUGUAUUUUUCUUCUCUGGAACAGAAACAGUUUAAUAGAAACAACUAUUUAGGAGUGUUUUUUACUGUUACAGAGUUUAAUGUGAGAGACCAAGUUUGUGUAUGGUUGUGUGUCUGUGUGCGUGUGUGUGCAUAGUGUGUGUUUUAGCCAGCUAGCUGCUUUUUUUUUUUCAAUUGUAAUGUUGUUGAUCUUAGGCAAUAUGAAUAGCCUCUACAGCUUUGAAGAGAUAAAAGAUUAUUUAGGUGCUGUGCUGUGUUGUUAGUAAUAAUGAAGUAAUGCUAUGUUCCUAGAAAAGAGUACCUUGAUUAUGAGGACACAUUUCUGUGUUCCGAUUACAGGAGAAUAUGAUGAACGUGGCUGUUUUAAAACCAAUUGAUUACCAUUGCUUUUAGAAAGGAGACACUUGUCUUUGUCCUUUUAUUGUGAUAAUCUGGUGCUCUAAUUUCUGAUAGAACUGUUAUGUUGCAGUGUGUGAAGCAGAUGUGUCUAGUUUGCUAAGGAGAAGUAGAGAAAAUUACUUAGAAUAAAAAAAUGAGUGGUAGCUUCUCUUUCUAUGAUGAUGUUGAACAAGCCUCUAAGGACUCUUGAGUUUUGGUGCACAAAGGGACUAGUGAUUAUCCACCAAGCACCAUUCUAAUAAAUACUGGAUGAGCCUCAAUGCUUACGAUACAAGGAUAAGAAUCAAUUCAACUGUUUGGUUUGCAUAGUAGAACAUAACUGAUUUCUGCCUAGAAAAAUUGUAUCUCCAUUAACUCUCUGACCAUUGUGCUGGAGAAUAAGUGUUUGCUUAGACAAUGUUUAGGAAACUCAAAGUAGUUAAAUAUAAGAUGUUAACUUGAGUUCUGAUAUGGUUUUAUACUGGUAACUAUUUUCUUGCAGUCUGGAUAUAAAUUUUAAUAAAAGUUGAGGAAGCUUGUUUUUCCAAAAGAUGAUUUGAUUUUGUAUUUUUGAAAACAUAGCCCAUGAUGUAGUAAACUUGCAUGUUUUUACUACUUUUUACUCAUAUCUGUACCUUGUUACUGCCAAGGAUGAACUUUAAUGGGAUCUUUGCUUGUGUAUAUUUGUUUUAAUAAAAGUUAUAUGUGUACA
Molecule: messenger RNA, 8057 nt
Organism: Pan troglodytes (chimpanzee)
Lineage: Eukaryota; Metazoa; Chordata; Mammalia; Primates; Hominidae
Gene: MTNR1A
Product: melatonin receptor 1A
Exons: 2
Coding region: 245-1303 (352 amino acids)
Biological process (GO): G protein-coupled receptor signaling pathway
Cellular component (GO): plasma membrane
Molecular function (GO): melatonin receptor activity
Source: RefSeq, marked validated